GGAGUGGGGGGGGGGGGGGGAGAGAGAGCGGCGUCAUUCUUGGGCGUUUUCAUUCCCUCUUUCUCCUCCUCCUUUCCUUUCCCUUCUUCAUCCCUUCAAGUCUCACGACCAACCAUCGAUUAACCGCUAAAUUAUCGCUUUUCUAAUCCCUAAAUAGCUUCGUAUUUAGCCCGCUCCGCUCUGGAGCCAUCAGAAUUGCAAUUCUCCUCACAAAUCUAGGGAUUCCCGUCUAUUUUGCGUCCUUUCUGCCCCUUGAUCUCUACCACUUGAGAUCCUCCAUUUUUGCCUGAAACUGAGAAGGAAAACCGCGUUCAUCGAGUAUAAUAUUUCGUAAAAUAAGGGUCCCUGUUUCUUGAUUCGUCGGGUUCUAUUCGAUUGUUUUCCCCGGCCGAAGAGAGAAAGUUCGAGGGUUCCGGGAAUUCUCUCGGCAUGGCGGCGGCGUCGAGGAGGCUUAGGGAUCUCCAAGCCCGGCAGGGCAACAAGGUAUGCGUCGAUUGCUCCCAGAAGAAUCCACAAUGGGCGUCCGUUUCCUACGGGAUCUUCAUGUGCCUCGAGUGCUCCGGAAAGCACCGCGGGCUCGGCGUGCACAUCAGCUUCGUGCGGUCGGUCACGAUGGACUCGUGGUCGGAGAUCCAGCUGAGGAAGAUGGAGGCCGGAGGGAACGAUCAGUUGAACGCAUUCUUUGCGCAGUACGGGAUCCCCAAGGAGACGGAUGUCGUUGCCAAGUAUAAUUCUCGGGCAGCGUCGGUCUACCGAGACAGGAUUCAGGCGCUAGCGGACGGGAAGCCAUGGACGGAUCCGCCGGUAGUGAAGGAGACCGGCAAGCCACCGCUGGGGCAAAAGCCGGCGAGGGCUAGUCAGAACGGAGGGUGGGGUAGCUGGGGAAAUGAAGACGAUUACAGGGGAGCGACUGACAUGAGGAGGAACCGCUCGAUUGCCGACUUCAGGGGAGCCGGGGCCAGAGGCGGUCCUCCGCGCUCCGUGUCGUCGGACGAUCUCUAUACGCGCUCGCAGCUGGAGGCGUCGGCGGCAAACAAGGAGAGCUUCUUUGCAAGGAAGAUGGCGGAGAAUGAGGCGCGGCCGGAAGGGUUACCACCUUCACAGGGAGGCAAAUAUGUUGGUUUCGGUUCGUCGGGAAGCGUGGCACCACAGAGGAGUAAUUCUCAAGGGGACAUCCUUCGAGAUACGGUUUCUGUGGUCUCUCAGGGUAUUGGCCGUCUGUCACUGGUUGCUGCUUCUGCUGCCACUGUAGUUCAAGCUGGCACACAGGAGCUAACUUCCAAGGUAAGAGAAGGUGGCUAUGAUCAUAAGGUUAAUGAAACAGUAAAUGUGGUUGCAUCAAAGACAUCUGAAAUUGGGCAGAAGACUUGGGGAAUCAUGAAAGGUGUCAUGGCAAUGGCAACUCAGAAAGUUGAGGAGUAUGCAAAAGAGGGUGGAUUCAACUGGAAGACAGAUGGUUGGGAUGCAAAUGAGAAUGGCAAAGAUGGUGAAGGAAAUAGUGGCUACUACGAACAAUUUGGGCAUGAAAACAGUGCUACUAGAUAUUCAGGUGGCCAUUCUGGGAAACAGACUGGUAACUCCCUCAGUAAGACGUCUGAUUCUUGGGAUGACUGGGGCAGAAACGAACCAUACAAAGAGGAUUUUUCCAAGUCCAAAAGCGACGAUAGCUGGUCUGGAUGGGAUGAUGCAAAAGAUGGUGAAGAUGACUUCUACAGUGGGUCAACAAAGAAUGCUUCUGGCAUGAAUAGGAAAUCAGCUGGAUCAUCUUGGACAGAUGGUGGCUUCCAUUAGUCCUUUCAACAUCCAAACUAGGAUUCUGAUUGACUAAAGUAGAAUUUAUACAUUGAAGAUCUGACGUAACACCAAGACUCUGCAAAAAGGGCUGUGACAUGACCCAUAACAAGUUUUGGAUAGCCUGUUAUUCCUUAAGCAAUUAGUCAAUUGGGCCUUUGUCUGGCCGUGUUUUUGUGGUAUUCAUGGAAAGGUUCGACCCUUUUACUGUAAAAUAUGCAUAACAGAGUGGACUCCUAAAUCAUCUGUGCCUGUAUAUGGCAUUCGUGGACCACGGGUGAAUUUUAGGGUUGAGUGACCAGGAUAAACUAUACAGCUAAUUUUUCAUGCCCCUUUUUUGGUAUCCUCAGAAAUUGCUAACAUUGUUCUCUGAUACUAAAAUUGGUAACGGAGGAUCUUCAAGUUGGUCUUGUAGAUUAAGCUUAAGUUGAUGAUAAGCUUUGUAACUUUAAUGUCAAUCAUUCUGGACAUGUUUCUAAUCUAUCUGUAUAACAUGGUCUUGCAUAUGCAUUCUUAUCUUAUCA
Nymphaea colorata (pocket water lily) is the source of this 2315-nucleotide messenger RNA. Its product is annotated as probable ADP-ribosylation factor GTPase-activating protein AGD6. Gene Ontology annotation, biological process: vesicle-mediated transport. The coding region runs from base 430 to 1791 and encodes 453 amino acids. The record is from RefSeq and is a predicted model, not a curated record. NCBI's taxonomy places the organism in Eukaryota, Viridiplantae, Streptophyta, Magnoliopsida, Nymphaeales, Nymphaeaceae. Gene Ontology annotation, molecular function: GTPase activator activity. The transcript has 4 exons.